This is a messenger RNA of Callithrix jacchus (white-tufted-ear marmoset), 4528 nucleotides long. RefSeq names its product natural killer cell granule protein 7 (gene NKG7). The record is from RefSeq and is a predicted model, not a curated record. Gene Ontology annotation, cellular component: plasma membrane. NCBI's taxonomy places the organism in Eukaryota, Metazoa, Chordata, Mammalia, Primates, Cebidae.
CUGUGCAAUCCAGGAAGGGAGGGUAUGUGAAAAGAGUCAGCUACCGGGAACUGUGUGAAACCAAACCAGCCUCAUUUGACAAAGCACAGGACCCCUUGCUGCCCCAAGACUGCUUCCUGGUCGCUCUUUCUUGAGCUCAGAGGACCCAGGAGUCCAGGUGCACAGCCUCCAGGUGUACAGCUUCCUCCUCUCUGAGAUUCCAGUCCGAUCAGCAGCCUCUUCCUCCCUCAGGACCCAGAAGCCCCGAGCUUACCCCCAUGGAGCCCUUCCGGUCCCUAGCCCUGCUUACGGGCUCCCUGGGCCUGAUUUUCUGCCUGAUUGCUUUGAGCACCGACUUCUGGUUUGUGGCUGAGGGUCCCACCUUCUCAGCUCACUCGGGCCUCUGGCCAAAUGAGCAUGGGGACCCCGUAGCAGGCUACAUCCACGUGACGCAGAGCUUCAGCAUCCUGGCUGCCCUGUGGGCCCUGGUGUCUGUGAGCUUCCUGGUCCUGUCCUGCAUCCCCUCAUUGUCUGCUCCUGGCCGAGGCCCCCUUAUCUCAACCAUCACAGCCUUUGCUGCAGCCCUCUCCAUGCUGGUGGCCAUGGCGGUGUAUACCAGCGAGCGGUGGGAUCAGCCUCGAAACCCCCAGGUCCAGACCUUCUUCUCCUGGUCCUUCUACCUGGGCUGGGUCUCAGCUAUCUUCUUGCUCUGCACAGGUUCCCUGAGUCUAAGUGCUCACUGUGGCAGCCCCAGGCCUGGCUAUGAAACCUUGUGAGUGGAAGGCCAGAACAGCAAGACGAGUUUUGAUUGCUGUAUUCCAAAGGCCUCAUCUGGAGCCUCGGAAAGUCUGGUCCCACAUCGGUCCCGCCCUUCCCCAGCCAUUUCUCCUGUUUCUUCAUUCAUUCAACAAAAUUUGGCUGGAAUCUGGCUAUUUGAGAUUAAUUCUGCCAAGACAUAAGCCAACCGUCUGCCAGCUCCAUGGUGGGUGAUGCCAGGCACCCAGGGAAGGUGAGGGCCCACCAGGCCGACCACCUGCAGGGCGCUCCUGCCCAGCAAGAGGGCCUGACCUGUGUCUGUCUCUCCCCUUCUCCAGUGCUUUUCUUUCUCCUGGUGUCUUUCUCCCUUUAGCCGGCUCUCUUUCCUUCUCUCUCCCUCUCUGAUUUCAUCCCCCUUGCCAGAACUCGGUCCUUCCUUGCACUCAGUCUCUCUCAGUUCUCUUUGCAUAUUUCCCCAUGCUGGGGACACAGGCACGGGCCAGACUCAGACCCUGCCCACCACGGGCUCAGUCUGUGAGGCAGUGGGGAGAAGGCACUUACAGACCAGAAGCAGCUAAUACAGGUCAGACAGCAGGCCCAGUGCAGGCAGGACACUGGAACAAGACUGACCAUAUUGUGGAGGGAUGGAGAUGACUUCUCUGGAGAGAGAAUGUUUAGGGGCUUCUUAAGGGCCAAGUAAAGGAAAUAUCCAGGCAGAGGGAACCAAAGAUGGAUGCACAGAAAGGUCAAGAAUCUUGUGGGGAUGAAGAAUGGUAAUUUAUGGCCAGGACAUAGAAUGUAGCGGGCAGGGGAUGGAAAAGGAAGAGGGAGAGGCAGGUGGGGGCUGUGUCCUCUAAUGUCACACUGGACUGUCUCCUGAGUGUGAUGGGGAGUUCAGAGAAAACUGGGCAGGCGAGAGACAGUGUCAGCUCUGGGUGCCAGAAAGACCCCCUUGUAGACAUGGAGGGGAGGCCAGAAGGUCAGGGAGGAACCUGGCAAUGUAGUAGGUGAGACAGGACAAGGCCUGACCUGGAACCAGGAAAGGAGGGAAUGAGCCAGAUAGAUUCAAGGACAGGAGGAGCAGGACUUGGGGACCCAAGACUUUUCAGGGUGAGAGGCAAGAAGAGGGCAAGGACAGUGCCCAAGGGUCUGGCUCAAUGAACUGGAUGGGACGGCAGGGCCAUCCCUCAUAUGGUGGAAGACACUAAGCUCAAUUGGGAUAUGGUGGACUAUUAAGGCCCUGAGGGGCAGCCAGGAGCAGAACUUGAGUCUGGGGCUCAUGGGAGAGACCUUGGGUUGGGGAUGGAGUUUGGGAGGCUGUGACAGCAUUAAGCGGCACUGAAGCUGGUGGUGAGGAGGCUUUCCUGGCAAGGGAGUUCAGGGUGGAGCUUCAAGGGAUACCCAGAUUUACAAGUGAAGGGGAGAAGGCAGAGGAACAGAAGUCUGUAAGACAGCUGGGGACCUGGAGAGCUUCUGGGGUGCCUGGAAUGUCAAGUUUCUUUCUUUUUUUUGUUUUUUGUUGGAGUUCAGUGGUGUGAUCUCAGCUCACUGCAACCUCCAUCUCCUGGAUUCAAGCAAUUCUCCUGACUCAGCCUGCCGAGUAGCUGAGAUUACAGGCAUGUGCCACCAUGCUGGCUAAUUUUAUUUUGUUUUGGCAUUUUUGAGAUGGAGUCUUGCUCCGUCACCCAGGCUGGAAUACAAUGGCGUAAUCUCACCUCACUGCAACCUCCAUCUCCUGGGUUCAAGUGAUUCUCUUGCCUCGGCUUCCCAAGUAGCUGGGAUUACAGGUAACUGCCAUCAUGCCUGGCUAACCUGACUAAUUUUUGUAUUUUUUUUUUCUUUUUUUUUGAAACAGUUUCACUCUUGUUGCCCAGGGUGGAGUGCAAUGGCAUGAUCUUGGCUCGCUGCAACCUCUGCCUCCCAGGUUCAAGCAAUUCUCCUGCCUCAGCCUCCCAAGUAGCUGGGAUUGUAGGCAUAUACUACCAUGCCUGGCUAAUUUUGUAAUUUUAGUAGAGACAGGGUUUCACCAUGUUGGUCAGGCUGGUCUUGAACUCCCGACCUCAGGUGAUCUGUCUACCUUUUCCUCCCAAAGUGCUGGGAUUACAGGCGUGAGCCACAGUGCCUGGCUAAUUUUUGUGUUUUUAGUAGAGACAGGAUUUUGCCAUGUUAGUCAGGCUUGUCUCAAACUCCUGACCUCAGGUGAUUCGCCCGCCUCAGUCUCCCAAAGUGCUGGGAUUACAGGCGUGAGCCACAGUGCCUGGCUAAUUUUUGUGUUUUUAGUAGAGACAGGAUUUUGCCAUGUUAGUCAGGCUUGUCUCAAACUCCUGACCUCAGGUGAUUCGCCCGCCUCAGUCUCCCAAAGUGCUGGGAUUACCGACGUGAGCCGCAGUGUGCCUGACCAAGGGAAGAGAAGUUUCAAACCCAUAAUGUCAGCAUUUUGGGAGGCUGAGGUAGAAGGAUUUGAGCCCAGGAGUUUGAGACCAGCUUUAAAGACGAAGUUUCACUGUUGUUACCCAGACUGGAGUGCAAUGGCAUGAUCUCGGCUCACUGCAACCUCCGCCUCCUGGAUUUAAGCAAUUCUCCUGCCUCAGCCUCCCAAGUAGCUGGGACUACAGGCAUGCACCACCAUGCCCAGCUAAUUUUUGUAUUUUUAGUAGAGAUGGGGGUUUCACCUUGUUGACCAAGAUGGUCUCGAUCUCUUGACCUCGUGAUCCACCCGCCUCGGCCUGCUGGGAUUAUAGGCGUGAGCCACCGUGCCCGGCAAACAAAAAAUCUUAAAAUUAGCCAGGUGUGGUGGCACAUGCCUGUAGUCCCAGUUACUCAUGAGGCUGAGGCAGGAGGAUUCCUUGAACCCAGGAGUUCAAAGCUGCAGUGAGCUGUAAUGAUGCCACUGUACUCCAGCUGGGAGAGAGAGACACUCUCUCUAAAAAAAAUAAUAAAAGAAAGACUCGGCCUACCAUGUAAGGGCCCUCAAGCUGCCCCCCGAGCUGCUGUCUGAUUCUAAGCUGUCACUCAGUUCAGAGUUGCUGGGAUGUAUGUGUACUGAUGGUGGGGGAGUGAUUAUCCCUUUAAACAAUCACUGGGGGAGGGAGUUCUGGAACCCCCUGCCUCACAGAGACCCAGCCUCCCUCCCCCCAUCUUUCUGGGCUCUGUUUGUCUAAGGAGCCCUGGGUGUGAGUCACUUAGCCACGCUGGCCGUGAUAGCGGCGUGCAUGGUGCUGGCGGCGUGCUUCGGCGUGGUGGGCAUGGUGUUGGGACUAUGGAUUCGGUGCCACGAGGGCGAGUCGCGGCGGGGCCAGACCACGAUCGCCAUCCUCUUCCUCGGCGGACUGCUGCUGCUGACUGCCUUGAUAGGCUACACGGUGAACAACGCGUGGAAGAACAACGUCGUCUUCUCCUGGUCCUAUUUUUCUGGGUGGCUGGCCUUACCCUUCUCAAUUCUCGCGGGUAACCUGGACAGAGGGAAAGGGUGGAGACUACCCAGAAGGCUCCCCAGCUGCCUUGCAGGAAACCCCGGGGACCUCUCAGGGACUCCCCAACACACUCCCGACUCCCACAGACCCGGCAGAGACCCCCCUUGGAGCCCCAAAACCCCAGUCCCCGGGGCCUGCCUGGCCAUCCGCCCCAGGGCCCACCUUCCUCUUCCCGCCCCGCGCUCCCGUCCCCCCAGGCGUCUGCUUUCUACUGGCAGACAUCAUCAUGCAGAGCACCGACGCCAUCAGUGGAUUCCCCGUGUGUCUGUGACCGCAGCCUGUCUGGGGCAGAAUAAAGGAACGGCUUUUUUUGUUUUUUA